Molecule: messenger RNA, 6043 nt
Organism: Gallus gallus (chicken)
Lineage: Eukaryota; Metazoa; Chordata; Aves; Galliformes; Phasianidae
Product: solute carrier family 23 member 1-like
Exons: 16
Coding region: 3136-5007 (623 amino acids)
Biological process (GO): transmembrane transport
Cellular component (GO): membrane
Molecular function (GO): transmembrane transporter activity
Source: RefSeq, a predicted model, not a curated record
GCCAGCAGCACACGGCGAAGGAGGCGGCCAGCGCCAGGAUGACGGCUCCGCUCACCAGCGCGGCGGCGACGGCCAGGCGGGAGCCCGUGUCCGCGGGCGGCGGGACGGCUGCGGGCAGAGGCAGAGCGCGGCGCUGAGCGGCGACGCGGCGUGGAACUGAGAGCCCCGGGGCGCUCCGAACGGAGGGCGGCCCAGGCGGGCCCGGGUAGCCUGUCUGCCAGGCCUUGGAGAUCAUAGAACCGUUUCAGUUGGAAGGGACCUUUAAAGGUGACCUGGUCCAGCCCCCCUGCGAUGAGCAGGGACGCCUGCAGCUCCAUCAGGGUGUUCAAAGCCCCUCCAGCCUGACCUUGGGUGUCUCCGGUGACGGGACAUCCACCGCCUCUCUGGGCAACCUGUGCCACUGCCUCACCGUUCUGUGACAGACUUUUUCCUUAUAUCCGACCUAAAUCUCUCCUCUUUUAGUUUGAAACUGUUUCCCCUUGUCCUGUCCCAACAGGCCCUACUGUAGAAUCCAUCCCCUUCCUUCUUACAGCCCUCAGAGCCUUCUCCGUGCUGAACAGCCCCAGUCCUAUCAGCCUGUCCUUGCAGGAGAGGUAUCCCAUGUUUUGGAUCAUUUCUGUGGCCCUCCUGUGGACACACUCCAACAGGCCCAUGUCUUUCCCAUGCUGAGGACUCCACACGUGGACACAGUACUGCAGGUGAGGUCUCACAGCGCAGAGCAGAGGGUCAGGAUCACCUCCCUUGCCAUGCUGGCCACACUCCUUUUGAUGCAGCUUUCAGUUGGCUUUCCAGGCUGUGAGGGCACACUGCUGGCUCACGUCCAGCUGCCACCCACCAGUACCUGCAAGUCCUUUUAGGCAGGGCUGUGCUCCAUCCCUACGUUCUCCAACCUGCACCGAUAGCGGGGGUUGCCUCGACCCGGUUGCAAGACUGCAUUUGGAUGUGUUGAACCUCAUGAAGUUCAUGUUCGCUCACUGCUCGGCCUGCCAGGUCUCUCUGAGUGGCAUCCCGUCCCUUGGCUGUGUCAACCUCACCACACAGCUUGGUGUCAUCCACCAACUGCUGUGAGGGUGCACUCCAUCCCACUGUCAAAGUCAUCAGUGAAGAUGAUGUGGGCAGGCCGCUGGCAGCCUGAAGGCGUGCCUCUGGUGGGGCUGAGUUGGUAAACACCAGCAGGGGCAUUGACCAACUGUUGUGACUGUGAAUCUACUGCUCUUGGAGUUUUGUCAGCGAGGCGGCAGUGUGUGGCUGCUGCCUGCCAUCAGGUGCCUUGCACUGAGGUCAGACUGCAAAGGGAAGCUAAGGGUGCAGGCACUUAGUGACCUUUUUUGUCACUGAAGGAAUUUCUGCAGGGCCCGCUUAGAGCUGGGAAGGUGUCUUUUCCAUCCAGGCUCAGCCCACACUGUCAUAAUGAUCUCCUGAUAUUGGCACAGCCACCAUGAGCUCUGCGGUUUGUUAUUGUGCUGCUGUGACACCGAAAAACACCAACUCUGGAGAAGAAUGGCAACUUUUCUUCUGCCUUGAGAGACAAGAAUAUCUGGAGGGGUUUCUCUGGAGGACCUCAGGAAAGUGGCAACAGGGAGGCAGAUGUGUGCCUCAGCACUUCAGUUAUAUACAUGUGUUGAGUCCUUUGGAUGAGAAAAGACAACCAUGAGAUGUGGAAAGGGGAACAGUGAGCAAAAAUUACAAAGGUAAUUCUCUGGCUGGGAUUUGACACUCAGUUUCUUGCUGCGGUAUAGAGAUUCUCUUUCAAAAGUAGAGAGACAUUAUUUUUGACUAUUUAAAAGAAUUUACCAUAGUUAAGUUUAUCCCCCUGCUGUGUUUUAAUCAGGCAUCCUGAUGUAAACUUUGCUGUACAUCCUAAGUGCACUGCAGUGUGUUGCGUUGGUUGAACUUACGUGAUGAGAUCCUGUUGUCAUAGGAAAUACUGUUUGCAGUCCAAAACUAAAAGCAUUGCAUUCAUCCAGUUCCAUUAGUGAGCAAAGAAGAACUUCUCUGCAGAAGCUGAACUUCCACAAUCAAACACAAAAGUAGUAAUUUCAAGCCAAUGAACAUGGGUGAUCCUAUUUGCUUGCAGAAGGUUCCACAGACAGAAAGGUAUAGAGGUAUUUUGUGACUAAAUUACUUAUUGCUUGGUCAUUUGCUUAGCAGUGUUGCUAACCAACCAGGGCUACCUUUGUAGAAGCUAGGAAGAUGUUGCCAACAUUUUUGGCACAAGGUCUCCAUGUUAGUUCUGUUCUAUACUGUAUUGCUUUUAUUUCAUACCCUACGUUCCCUCUGAACCCAUGUUUUCACAGCUCCAGUAGCUGGGACUUAGUGCAAGAAGUUGGUAAUAACACCGUGGAUGAACCUGCCCUCUCAGCAAGGGGAUUGAUGUGAAUCACCAAGUCUGCAUCUCCCUGGGUCAUGAGUGUACAGCCCUGCAUGGAGGGACUCGUCUUACUCAACUUCAGAAACCUUUUUCCAUGCUAAUCAUCUUGGUUGUUUCAUAGUUCAGGAAAGUAACAGGUCUUGCAUGUAUGUAGCAGGCACUUGCCUCAUCUGUAUCUUCCCAUAGAGUCUUGUAGGUCUCCUUGCUGGUGCCACCUUAUCUGCAGUUUACUGGGGAUACUGCAACAGUGUGUUCUUCCCUCCCUCCUUUCGUUCUCCCAACUUCAUCCUUCAGCCUGGCUUUGCACACAAGGCCUCACACAGGACGACAGUGAGCAACAGUACUGAUAACACUCUUGCUAAAACAGAUUAACUGCCUCAAAUCUGUCUCAAACUGGGGGACUGAAAGAACUGAUAGCAGGCACCUGGUUCAGCAGCUGAGGGCCAUAUGAGCAUGUCCCUAAAAACAGAGUAUGAAUAUGAGUCAGCCACCUUACUCUGUAAAUAGGGAGCAGCAGAAGAGCCCCUUGAGCUCUGCUACAUAACAGCUAGCUGCACAACAGGAUUUCCUCUUGAGCCAUCUCUUGAGGUUACAUCUGUGCAGAGAUCCCUUACACCUUGACGUCAAGGUGCCUUGCCAGUACAAUUCUCGACACCCACCCCCUAAAGGAUGCAGGAAGCUCCUUGGUCAUUGAAGCGUAGUCAGGAGCAAUUCAGAUUUGCAUCUCAAGACGUCAUUGCGGUCGGUGAAGAAAACUGGAAGGCAUGACCCCCUCCACAGACAAAGAGCUCAACGGGCUGGAUAACCCCAGCUUCAUGAGUGAAGAUGAGAGCCACCACUGUGCCUCACCGGAUCAUGCUGCCCAGGGCCCAGAGGAAGGCAAGGGCAAGGGACAGAGCAGCAAGCUGGCCUACACUGUCACCGACAUGCCCCCCUGGUACCUGUGCAUCUUGCUGGGUAUUCAGCAUUUCCUGACAGCCAUGGGAGGUCUGGUAGCCAUCCCGCUGAUCCUCUCCAAAGAGCUUUGUCUUCAGCACGACCUGCUCACCCAGAGCCACCUGAUAAGCACCAUCUUCUUUGUCUCAGGAAUUUGCACCCUGCUUCAAGUCCUCUUUGGAGUCAGGCUGCCUAUUAUUCAAGGAGGAACUUUUGCGUUCCUGACCCCCACCCUGGCCAUGCUGUCUCUCCCCAAGUGGAAGUGCCCUGCCUGGACGGAGAACGCCACGCUGGUGAACACUUCUUCACCUGAGUUCAUUGAAGUCUGGCAGACACGGAUGCGAGAGGUGCAAGGAGCUAUCAUGGUAGCUUCUUGCUUUCAAAUCUUAGUUGGAUUUUCUGGUAUUAUUGGAUUUCUGAUGAGAUUCAUUGGCCCCUUGACAAUAGCCCCCACCAUCACCUUGGUUGCUCUGCCUCUCUUUGACUCGGCUGGGGAUAAAGCUGGACAGCACUGGGGCAUAGCAUUCAUGACUAUUUUUUUCAUAGUUCUGUUCUCUCAGUACCUGAAGGACGUCCCCGUGCCACUGCCAUCGUUUCGGAGAGGCAAGAAGUGCCACUUCUCCCCCAUCUACGUCUUCCAGAUCUUCCCGGUGCUGCUGGGGCUGUCCCUGAGCUGGCUGCUCUGCUAUGUGCUGACGGUGACCGACGUCCUCCCCACGGACCCCACUGCUUACGGCCACCUGGCACGGACAGACACCCGCGGGGACGUCUUGUCCCAGGCUCCCUGGUUUCGGCUCCCUUACCCAGGACAGUGGGGAACGCCAACAGUCAGCUUGGCUGGGAUAUUCGGCAUCCUCGCCGGAGUGAUCUCCUCCAUGCUGGAGUCCAUGGGGGAUUACUAUGCCUGUGCCCGCCUGUCUGGUGCCCCACCGCCGCCGAAGCAUGCCAUCAACCGUGGGAUCGGUGUGGAAGGCAUUGGCUGCCUCCUGGCUGGGGCCUGGGGAACAGGGAACGGCACCACGUCCUACAGUGAGAAUGUGGGGGCCCUGGGCAUCACCAAGGUAGGGAGUCGCAUGGUGAUUAUUGCUGGUGCCUGUGCCAUGCUCCUGAGCGGUGUCUUUGGGAAAGUGGGGGCAAUGCUUGCCAGCAUACCCACCCCUGUCAUCGGUGGCAUGUUCCUCGUGAUGUUUGGCAUUAUCACCGCGGUGGGGAUUUCCAAUUUGCAGUACACAGAUAUGAACUCCUCCAGAAACAUCUUUAUAUUUGGAUUCUCUGUGUUUGCUGGACUCACAGUUCCCAACUGGGCAAACAAAAAUAAUACGCUGCUAGAAACAGAAAUCAUCCAGCUGGACCAGGUGAUCCAGGUGCUUCUCACCACUGGCAUGUUUGUGGGAGGACUCCUGGGGUUUAUCCUCGAUAACACCAUUCCAGGAACACAGGAGGAGCGGGGGCUCCUGGCCUGGAAGCACAGCCACAAGGGAGAGGCAGACAACUCCCAGCUCAUUUCCAAGGUCUAUGAUCUUCCAUUUGGCAUAGGCACUAAAUACUGCGCUGUCUCUUGGUUUCGGUAUCUCCCUGCUUGCCCCAAAAAAGUACCUGGUGGUAAGAAAAUGGAUGAACUGAAGGCUUCUGGACAAGAAAGCAGUGUUAAAGCAAGCUUAGAAAGAGACUCUGAGAUAGGUGCUGAUACAAGGAUAUAAGCUCCAGGCCUGAAGGUGAACUCAUCUCUCAAGCAGAGGUAUGAAAUGCAUGUCUGAAGACCCCAUCGCUUGAGCUGGAGCAAGAGAAUGACAGUCCUUUCUUUUCUUAACUCUGUCUCCAGUGCCACUGGUGACCUUUAGGGAAUCAUUUUUCUUCUCCCUGCUCCUGCCUGCCCACCUCUAGGAAGAACACAGUCCUGCUUUGGGAAGUGCCUGGGAAGGAUGUUCAGUUUCCUUCCUUGCACUGAGCCUUGGGGACCCUGAGGAACAGCUGUUAGGCUGAAGCAGAGCUCUUCCUUUCCCCUUUCCUGACUGCUCUCAGGGCCACAGGAGAAGGCGUUUCUACUGCUCGUAUGCAUUCUUUGGGCUGAGGUUUGUCCCCUCCACCUUAAUCAUCUGUAAUGGCAACGUUCACCUCUCAGCUUGUGGUUUACACCUUUUCCUGGCCAAAGGGAAGAAGCGGGCACCUCUAGGCCAUGACUCAUCUCAUUCCCGUGACACUUCAAAGUCGAAUGGUGUUGGAAAAGCAGCAUCUAAGGUUAAUGGGAUGAAUUGUCUUCUGAAGUUGCCUCUCCUUACCUACACUGCAGGGGGAUCUACAGACUUUACUUAGGUUAUCGAUCUGUUAGAAAUAACAGACUUUACUGAGAGGAAUCUGAGCUGGGAUGCUGGGAGCCAGCUUCCCCAGGGCACCAAAUUGCACAGAGAUGAAGGAAUCUUCAUCAGAGAUGAAGGACGAAACUUCUGCUUGUAGUGUGACAUACUUCUGCUACUGCUAAGUUCUGUGUGUCCCCACCUGCUUUGGUUUGGCGAUUGCGUAGUGACAGCCACUUCCCUGGAAAACAACCUGCAGAUUCUUGCUGCUUUCUACACUCAGCAGAAACAGCCUUAACCUGUUAAUAAUGUGACUGCACAUGGUGCUGGCUGCUGGUGGCAUGUAAUAAUAUUGCUGUAGCAUUCAGCUGUCAUUUCCUGCACUGAGAUUUAUACUCAGAUAGAUGUAUUUUGGGAAGAAUAAAUAACAUAUGCAACUGAA